UGACCCCAGCAGAGACUAACGCGUAGGCCGCAACCACCAGCGUCAUAGCUCCCAUUAGGGCGUAUUUCCGUGCAGAAGUCUGGGCAUUUGGAGAGGGGGGGAAGAAACCAGUCAAAUAGAAACUGGAGAAGUAUAUGGCUCGGAACAUGCAGCAAGUUGGGGAACGCGAUGGUGAAGAAACGCCUUCCAAGGGCAGUGAAGAAGGAGGAACCUCGGGUUUGCAAGUAGUUGUCUUGGGCCCAACGGGAGGUCCACGCGAAGAUCGGGUCACAGGCUUACUGGUUCGCUCGACGUCGAGUAGAUGGUCAGCAAACUCGGUAAUCGCAGUGGACGCAGGGACCCUUCUCUGCGGAGUCAUCAACAUUCUCGAGCAAUUCGACAACCAACAAGCUGUCCUGGAUGGCGGGCCAUUCAGCGGCCUCGAGCUGCCUUUUAACAAUGCUCCUGCGAACGCAGCACAUUUCUUCCGCCACGUUAUCGGUGCCAUUCUGAUCACACAUCCCCACCUGGACCAUCUAUCAGCGUUUGCAAUCAAUACGCCAGCCUUGGAAGCUGGAAAUGGCGCGAAAACAAUUGCUGCUCUGCCAUCCGUGGUCACUGCCAUCAAGACCCACGUCUUCAAUGAUGUGAUCUGGCCUAAUUUGUCAGAUGAGGAGGGGGGCGCUGGACUGGUUACUUAUCAGCGCCUACGCGAGGGAGGCGAACCGAUGCUGGGAAUUGGUGAUGAGAGGGGAUACAAACGAGUAUGCGAGGGAUUGGUGGCGAAAUGCUUUGGUGUUAGCCAUGGAAGCUGCAGACUGCAUCCUCCUACCGAGAACGACGUCCACCAUCGGCUGAGCAGCGCAGCCUAUGGCCCGGGUCCGAUGAAGAUCAGUCCUGGGGGCUUUUCAUUUUCUACAGAUGAGCUAGACACGGGGUACUAUUCUCCCGUGGACUCGACUGGUCUUCGGGGCCCUGGGAAAGAAAAAUGGACCACAGUCGAAAGCUCUGUCUUCUUCAUACGCUGUCCGGUUGCAAAACGAGAAGUGAUGUUUUUUGGUGAUGUUGAACCUGACUCGAUCUCCCGGAACCCGCGCAACAAGCGCGUCUGGGAAGUGGCGGCACCGAAGAUCGCUAGUGGGCAGCUGCGCGCGAUCUUUAUCGAGUGUUCUUACAACGAUGACGUUGAGGACGACUAUCUCUACGGACAUCUUUGUCCACGACAUCUAAUCACCGAGUUGACUGCGCUUGCGAGCAUUGUUAGGGAGAUCAAAUUCCCGGAUUCCAAUGCAACCAAGAAACGCAAACGUGCCUCCGCUCCCGAUGUGGGCACAGAUGUACCCCUUAGCCCCAAAUCGAAGAGGUUGGCUCUCACGGGAGAGAAGGGCCAAUCUUCGAGUCGUCGAGGAUCCAAUCGAAGCACCCGUCGCCACACCCGUGCCAAGGCAUCGUUCGAGGAGCCCGAUGAGAAGCUAGAAGGAGGAAGCCCAGCUGUCUCGCAACCCGCGACUGAUGUUGGGAUCAAUACGCAACUCGCCGAGAGUUCUGAUCCUCUCACAACACACACCUGGCCGGAGCCGCCCCUGGCUGGAUUGAGGGUCUAUGUUAUCCAUAUCAAGGAUCAUCUGACCGACGGCCCCCCUGCAGCGGAACGCAUUCUUCAUGAACUCCAAGCUCAGGGGAAAUCGGCCGGGCUGGGGUGUGAAUUCCGUGUUCCUGACCGGGGGGAGAGCAUCUUCAUCUAGUUUGGUUGUAUGGUCAUUUUUGCCUUACAUGGGGUUAUGUCUAGAUGUCUGGUCAGCAGGCAGUAUGAUGAAUGGUGUGCUUCUGAGGCUGAUCGAGCUGUCGAUUCAGCUGCC
Aspergillus uvarum CBS 121591 is the source of this 1838-nucleotide messenger RNA. RefSeq names its product 3',5'-cyclic-nucleotide phosphodiesterase PDE1 (gene pdeA). Gene Ontology annotation, molecular function: 3',5'-cyclic-GMP phosphodiesterase activity; 3',5'-cyclic-AMP phosphodiesterase activity. NCBI's taxonomy places the organism in Eukaryota, Fungi, Ascomycota, Eurotiomycetes, Eurotiales, Aspergillaceae. The transcript is spliced from 4 exons. The record is from RefSeq and is a predicted model, not a curated record. Gene Ontology annotation, biological process: cGMP catabolic process; negative regulation of glucose mediated signaling pathway; cAMP catabolic process. Bases 135 to 1724 code for a protein of 529 amino acids.